Cooperia oncophora is the source of this 774-nucleotide messenger RNA. The record is from the annotation of a GenBank genome assembly. NCBI's taxonomy places the organism in Eukaryota, Metazoa, Nematoda, Chromadorea, Rhabditida, Trichostrongylidae.
AUGACGCAGGUCAUCUGCCACGAUCUUAAUGAGGUCUGGGACGACAUCAGCGAAUUCCUGGAUCAAGAAAAUUUUCGGAUUGGCGAGGUCAGCCGAUUGGCAUUCUCGCCACUUGAAACACCAACGGUCGGUAUGCUCACUCGAGCGCCGCGAGUUCACGAUCAGCUCGUUCGUGAGCCACCGAUCACGUUGGCCAUGCCACCACCGGCGCUACCUGGCGCCACAUUCGCCCCAGCAGCAGCGCCAAAUCGUCUUCCGGCGUUUGCCUCCACGUGUGCCUUAGCGGCCGCUGCUGCUGCUACCAGCAUUGGAAGUGCUUGUUCAGUACAACCGACUACAUCCACUGUUAUUCCCAGCUAUUAUUCUGCUCCACCACAGCCAACGGUGGCUCCGGCACAGGUACAACACCCACAGCCACCACCACUUCCCAUUAAGGAAGAAUCACCACCAUCUAGUCCCGAGAUACCGUAUCCGUACAUUGACGCCAGUUAUUCACGAAGUCCACUCGCCAACAGCUUGCCUGAUUUGAAUUUACCGAAUCAACGAAAUCGGAAAACCAGCAGCUAUUAUUCUGCUCCACCACAGCCAACGGUGGCUCCGGCACAGGUACAACACCCACAGCCACCACCACUUCCCAUUAAGGAAGAAUCACCACCAUCUAGUCCCGAGAUACCGUAUCCGUACAUUGACGCCAGUUAUUCACGAAGUCCACUCGCCAACAGCUUGCCUGAUUUGAAUUUACCGAAUCAACGAAAUCGGAAAACCAGCAGGUGA